Molecule: messenger RNA, 957 nt
Organism: Rattus norvegicus (Norway rat)
Lineage: Eukaryota; Metazoa; Chordata; Mammalia; Rodentia; Muridae
Source: RefSeq, a predicted model, not a curated record
AUGGACAGAGAACCUCCUCUCCUGGUAAGAGCCAGUCGCCCAGUUUUCACUCUGACAGGCAUCCCAGGGAUGUCAGACAAGAACUCAUGGAUGGCCUUUCCCCUGGGAUUUCUCUACACACUAACCCUCCGGGGAAAUGGCAGCAUCCUAGCAGUUGUCAAGGUAGAGCAGAGCCUCCAUGAGCCUAUGUACUACUUCCUCUGCAUCUUGGCUUUGACUGAUGUUAGUCUCUCCAUGUCUACCUUGCCCUCUAUGCUCAGCGUCUUCUGGUUCAAUGCUCCUGAGAUUCCCUUUGAUGCAUGUGUGGCACAGAUGUUCUUCAUCCAUGUGUUUGGGUUAGUAGAUUCUGGAGUAUUAUUAUCCAUGGCCUUUGACAGAUUUGUGGCUAUCCGAGACCCACUGCAUUAUGCUUCCAUCCUCACUCAUGGUGUUAUUGGAAAGAUUGGACUAGUUGUCUUUGCCCGGGCAGUCUGUGUGGUCUUCCCUGUGCCCUUUCUUAUAAAGCGGCUGCCCUUCUGUCAUCCCAAUGUCUUAUCUCAUUCAUACUGUCUUCACCAAGAUAUGAUGCGCCUAGCCUGUGCCAGCACCCGUGUCAACAGUCUCUAUGGCCUCAUUGUUGUGAUCCUCACAUUAGGGCUUGAUGCUCUCAUCAUUCUCUUCUCUUACAUACUCAUCCUGAAGACAGUGCUGGGCAUUGCCUCCAGAGCUGAGAGACUCAAAGCCCUCAACACCUGCCUCUCCCACAUCUGUGCUGUACUUCUUUUUUAUAUUCCUUUCAUUGGUGCCACCAUGGUCCACAGAUUUGGGAAACAUUUAUCACCAAUUGUGCACAUGCUUAUGGCCAAUAUCAACCUUCUCCUCCCCCCUGUGCUAAACCCUAUUGUGUACAGUGUAAAGAACAAACAGAUAAGAGGUCGAGUCAUGAGAAUGUUCCAGGGGAGAAAGAGCAGAGCCUAG